AUGGCUGAUUACAAAACUGCCAGCUCAGAGCUCGAACAGGCUCGCGCAGAUGAAAUGGAACAAACAGGUGAUAGAAUCACCAAGAUUGACAGCAUUCGUUCCGAGCAUGCGAGCAAGCCACAUGAAGAUGGCAUCUAUGCUGAGGCUCUUGCACAAUAUCCAACCGACGACUCCAUUGACCCGAUACUGGAAAAGAGGGUCAGGAGAAAACUUGACAGGCUUAUUAUUCCCGUGCUGGGAGUUUGCUACUUCUUCUACUACGUCGACAAGACUACACUUUCCUACGCCGCUAUUUUCGGCCUCAAAGAAGAUCUCGAUUUGAAAGGGGAUGAAUACUCGUGGCUUUCCAGCAGUUUCUAUUUCGGCUGGCUUGUCUGGGCCAUCCCUUCGAACCUCCUUAUGCAGCGUAGCCCUCCUGGCUACUACUUGGCUUUCAACAUCUUCAUGUGGGGUGCUCUUCUUAUGACACAAGCUGCGGCAAACAACUUUGCCGGUCUCUUGGCUCUUCGAAUUCUUUCGGGAGCAUUCGAGGCCAUUGCUGACCCAGCCUUCAUGUUGAUCACCUCGAUGUACUUUACUAGAGAGGAGCAGCCCAGUAGGAUCUCGGCCUGGUAUGCUUUCAACGGUGUUGGAGUUGCUGGUGGAGGUUUGAUUGGCUAUGCCAUUGGUAACAUCAAAGGAUCUCUGCACUCUUGGCGAUACGAGUUCCUCGUUGUGGGCGCCUUUUGUGCGGCCUGGGCCAUCGCUCUUGUCCUAUUACUGCCCAACUCUCCCCGUACUAUUCGAGGGUUCUCGCAUGAUGAGAAACUUGUCAUGAUUGCUCGAAUGAGACGCAAUCAAACCGGGAUUGAACAACGUAGGAUCAACUGGAAUCAGAUCAAAGAAGCGUAUAUGGACUAUAAGACGUGGCUAUUCACGCUCCUAGGCUUCGUGUCCAAUGUUCCCAAUGGUGGUAUUUCUAACUUUUCCACCCUUGUAAUCAGAGGAUUGGGAUUUGAUACUCUUCAUACUGCUCUAUUGGGCAUUCCCCAGGGAGUCCUUGUAGUCAUAUGGAUCGGACUUGGUGCUCUAGCAAACAAGUAUAUGCCACCCAACAGCCGCACGCUUGUUAGUGCCAUAUUCAUGAUACCAACUAUUGCUGGCGCACUCGGCUUUCUACUGGCUCCAGAGGAUGCAUAUGUUGGACGUUUAAUCUGUUUCUAUCUCACUGGCUCUUAUCAAGCGUCAUUCGUAAUCUGCCUUUCUCUCAUCACCUCAAACACCGGCGGUCAGUCCAAGAAGAUGAUUGUUUCUGGAAUGAUUUGGUUUGGUGCCUGCAUUGGCAAUAUCGCAAGUCCAUUUUUCUACCGUCCCGAACAAGCGCCUUCAUACCAUCUCGGCAUUGGUUCUCUCCUUGUGGCGAAUUGCAUCGAGUUUGUUCUUUUCUUUGUCUUUCGGUAUGCGUUCAAAUGGGAAAACAAGAGAAAGGAGAAACAACGCGAGGCUUUGCGUGCAGCGGGUCAUGAUGUUACUGCAAAUGCAACCGCUUUCACGGAUAUGACAGACAAGGAGAACCCGAACUUUGAAUACGUCUACUAG
Fusarium coffeatum is the source of this 1578-nucleotide messenger RNA. RefSeq lists its product as uncharacterized. Bases 1 to 1578 code for a protein of 525 amino acids. Gene Ontology annotation, cellular component: membrane. The transcript is spliced from 4 exons. Gene Ontology annotation, molecular function: transmembrane transporter activity. NCBI's taxonomy places the organism in Eukaryota, Fungi, Ascomycota, Sordariomycetes, Hypocreales, Nectriaceae. Gene Ontology annotation, biological process: transmembrane transport. The record is from RefSeq and is a predicted model, not a curated record.